GCUUAGAAAAAGCUCCGUGUAAAAACACGGAGCUUGAAAAGGCAUCCUAGCUGAAGGGUAGCACCUCGCGAAGAAGAGGGCAUUUGCUUGCCCCCGAUUGCCCUAACUACGGAGCAGAGACCAUCUCGCGCCUUCUCUUUGCGCUUACGAGCCUCCUCACAAAGGUAUAUCUCUGGAGUAUGGGCCGGAAGGGCGGGAGUUUGUUCAUAAACCCUAAGAAGUUUGCUGCUGGUUCAAAACCAUGUAUGAAGGAAAUGCUUUCCUUCUUGAACUGCUUGAGUCUCAACCAAAUGCACGAUGAUAAGUGUGUUCACCAGAAGGAACUUCUGAGUGCCUGCAUGGAUGCUCAGAGUGGUAAACGUAAGAAGCCAUUUGGCAGCAUUAAUUAUCACCUUCAGAGGCUGAGCCGAGGCAGAAGGUAAAAGGUGUAUACUCAUUACCCUCCUUUUGAUGCGCACUUAAAGGAUGGGUUCUUGAACUUUUGUAGUAUGUUAUCCAUAGGAAAGGAUAAAAUGCUCUUCCAGUUCCAUUUUGUUGAAUGUUCAUCUUGAAACUGAGAUAAGGUCUGAUUUUCUGUUUUCGAACGAUGUCCUUACCUUGUUUUCGAGAUUGGCAAAAGAAGAGUUUGCCUCAGUGUCCAAGAUGUUCUCGAGUAUGAACAUAAAACCAUGAAGUGCAUGUUGGCCCAUUUUGAGUUGAAAAUAGUUUGAGGUACUACUAAAUAUAAAUCAAUUUUUGCUAAAUCUUCA
This is a messenger RNA of Amborella trichopoda, 749 nucleotides long. RefSeq lists its product as uncharacterized. Gene Ontology annotation, biological process: mitochondrial translation. NCBI's taxonomy places the organism in Eukaryota, Viridiplantae, Streptophyta, Magnoliopsida, Amborellales, Amborellaceae. The record is from RefSeq and is a predicted model, not a curated record. Gene Ontology annotation, molecular function: structural constituent of ribosome.